Molecule: messenger RNA, 1168 nt
Organism: Vigna umbellata (rice bean)
Lineage: Eukaryota; Viridiplantae; Streptophyta; Magnoliopsida; Fabales; Fabaceae
Product: senescence-specific cysteine protease SAG39-like
Biological process (GO): proteolysis
Molecular function (GO): cysteine-type peptidase activity
Source: RefSeq, a predicted model, not a curated record
CUAAACCCAAUAUUACUUCUCAUUACAAAAUGAGUUCAUUUACCCAAAACAACCAUCUUUUAGUUCUGCUCCUUGUUUUAACUGUGUGGACAUGCCACGUAAUGUCUCGCAGGUUGCCUCAGGCAACCUCGUCAGAGAGACAUGAGAACUGGAUGGCACAGUAUGGUAAGGUUUACAAGGAUGCUGCUGAGAAGGAAAAACGUUUCCAGAUAUUCAAGGACAAUGUGGAGUUCAUUGAAUCAUUCAAUGCUGCUGGGGACAAAUCUUUCAACCUUAGCAUCAACCAAUUUGCAGACCUACAUAAUGAAGAGUUUAAGGCAUUACUAAUUAAUGGUCAGAAGAAUGCAAAUAUGGUUGAGACAGUAACAGAAACAUCGUUUAGGUAUGACAAUAUAACUAAGGUUCCUGCUAGCAUGGACUGGAGGACAAGAGGUGCUGUUACUCCAAUCAAGGACCAAGGCAGAUGUGGUAGUUGCUGGGCGUUUUCAACUGUGGCUACGAUCGAGGGUCUCCACCAAAUAACUACAGGUGAAUUGGUGUCCCUAUCAGAACAAGAACUGGUGGAUUGUGUUGAAGGAAUGAGUGAAGGAUGCAAAGGUGGUUAUAUGGAGGAUGCCUUUGAAUUUGUUGCGAAGAAAGGGGGAUUAGCAACUGAAGAAUAUUACCCCUACAGGGAAAACAAUAAGACUUGUAAAGUCAAGAAGGAAGGUCAUGGUGUUGCUGAGAUUAAAGGGUAUGAGAAAGUUACUGCUAACAGUGAAAAAGCACUGCUGAAAGCUGUGGCACAUCAACCAGUGUCAGUCUAUAUUGACGGUGGAGAUUCUGCUUUCCAAUUCUACUCAAGUGGGAUAUUUACAGGAAAGUGUGGAACUCGUCUAAACCAUGCUGUUGCAGUAGUUGGUUAUGGGAAAGCUCGUGGUGCUGGUAAGUAUUGGAUAGUGAAGAAUUCAUGGAGCAGAAAAUGGGGUGAGAAAGGGUACAUAAGGAUGAAGAGAGAUAUACGUGCCAAGGAAGGUUUAUGUGGAAUUGCCAUGAAUGCUGCUUAUCCUAUUGCUUGAGUACUUUAAAGUAUAUGCAUGCAUUUUGGAUCUCUCUGAUCUUCAUCUUCUUUUCUAGUUAUCUAUUGUUCCUAUUUAGUUGUUUGUUUUUGUUUUCUGUGUUGUCUAUG